CACGGUCGAGCGUGCGGACUAAGGGAAUCGGGCGUCGCGACGCUUCACGGGAGCGCCUCGAACUAAAACUCCGGAGCGCUUAAAUGCUUUCAGUGUUGAAUCCGCGAUCGACGCGAACGUACACGUGCAAUCGUAACGCACUGUGCGGGUACUAUAUAUAUAGAUAUAUACAUAUAUAUAUACAAUUUACGUAUUUGGAAAGUACGGUCUUUCUAGUCUCGGCAACUUUUCCUUUUCAUCCCCCAAUAUUAAACCUCCACCCCCCCCCCCGAAAAAAAAUCGGGCAAAUGAAAUAUUUUUUUUUGUAAAAAUUAAUUUUUUAUUUUAUUUUUACAUUAAAAUAUUUAUUGAUACUUGAUUUUUAUUAAUCGAGAAAAAGGAUAUUAGAAAAAUGGUUUGAGAACGUGUGUGUUUAAUUUUUUUAAAUAAAAAUUUAAACAUAAUACUCAGCUCAUCUAUAUAAAAAAAAGUAUUCGUGAAUCGAGUGAUGGGUGAUCAGCGUGUACCACAAAGAUCAAAGUGGCGCGUGGAUAAAGCAUUAAAGUGACUUAAAAAAAAAGUGCAAGGAAGAAAAAAAGGGCGAGAUUAAAGUGACAAAGUGCUUAACGCGCUGGCGUCGAAGCUCCGAAGGAAGAAUUCAAAAAAGAAAAAAGAAAGUUAAUCUAGGCAAGGUGAAAAGAUGAGGUGUCUUCCGAUCGUUGUCUUCAUCGCCCUACUCACCAACGUCAGCACACAAGGAAAUCAACGUUCAUUUUCUUCUAGGCCUUUACGUGGAGGACCACCACAAAUAGCCAGGGCGGUUCUUCAGGGAACUGCAGAGCUACCUUGCGACAUACGACCACCAAAGCAAAAUGAUUCUGCCACCCUUGUUGUCUGGUACAAGAAUGACAUCACACCAAUUUACAGUUUUGACAUGAGAGGGAAACAUACGGAGAAGAAAAGUCCCCAUUGGAAGGAGGAAUAUCUCAAGGAUCGUGCAUAUUUUCGAACUGCAACCGAACCAGCGACUUUGAAUAUUAAUCAUAUCGACGACAAGGACGAGGGCGAAUACAGAUGUAGGGUAGAUUUCACUAAAAGUCCCACGAGAAAUUCCCGAAUUCAACUUGUAAUUAUAGUUCCACCUCAUAAACCGAACAUCAUAGACGAAUAUGGAAAAACAGUGCCAACUGUCGCUGGACCAUAUCAAGAAGGCGGAAAUAUGGAACUCAAGUGUCUUGUUUCCGGUGGUCGACCACCUCCCACAGUCAGAUGGUGGCGGGGUGAAGUGUUAUUGGAUUCUAAGGACAGUCCUGGCGAAUUCCCUGAUCUCCGUCGAAACACACUUCUCAUCCCAAAACUCUCCAGGCAGGAUCUACAUGCUGUGUUUACAUGUCAGGCAUCCAAUAAUAACAUCAGCCAACCGGUAUCUGCUUCCAUUGCCAUUGAGAUGCAUCUACGACCACUGACCGUGACAAUUCUCAGCAGUGAACACGCACCUCUUAGCGCUGACCGGAAAUACGAUAUCACCUGUAUGACUGUUGGUUCAAGACCUGCGGCAAAACUCACCUGGUUCUUGGAUGGCAAAAGUCUCGAGAAUUACACGGAAAAGAUUUCGGACGAUGGAAACUUGACCACCUCAAUAUUAACUUUCAAGCCAACUUUACUGGACCACGACAAGGUUCUCACGUGUCGCGCAACCAAUUCAAAAGUUCAUAAUGGAGCUGAGGAAGACUCUUGGAAAUUAAACGUUUUUUUUAUUCCAAUUUUACAUCUUGAACUGGGUUCGAAAUUAAAUCCAGAUGACAUUGAAGAAGGUGAUGAUGUCUAUUUUGAGUGCAAGGUUCAUGCUAACCCUUGGGCUUAUAAAGUCAUUUGGAAACACAAUGGCAACGUGAUACAGAAUGACGUGAAAAAUGGAGUCAUUGUUCAACAGUACAAUCUUGUAUUGAGACACGUAAAUCGUUCUCAAACCGGAAACUAUUCCUGCGUGGCCAGCAAUGUCGAGGGCGAUGGCUACAGUCAGAGUAUCGAGAUCAAAAUAAUGUAUAAGCCAAUUUGCGUGCCAGGACAACAAUGGGUGUACGGCGUCGCACGACAUGAAGACGCAAAGGUCAUUUGUAAAGUAGAGGCAUACCCACCGCCCAAUAAUUUCCGUUGGACAUUCAACAAUACCGAAGAAAUGGUCGACGUGCCACAAGCUCGCUAUCAAAAUUCAACUCGUCAUUCCCAAAGUGUCCUCACUUACAGGCCCGUUAAUGAAAUGGAUUACGGAACCGUUUUCUGUUGGGCGAGCAAUACAAAAGGACAACAAAAAACAGCAUGCGUCUUUCACAUUAUCCCCGUUGGAAAGCCUGACGCUCCACAUAACUGCACAUUGACGAAUCAAACAACAGUUUCCCUCUCUGUUGAAUGUAUCGCCGGUUUUAAUGGCGGUCAAGAACAAAGCUUCGUUUUGGAGGUGUACGAUCAACAAACUGGUGCACUUCAAGCAAACGUCACAUCAAGAGAGAAUGCCACACUUACUGUAAAGGGUUUAGAGCCGGGAAAAGUUUUGAAAAUGGUUCUAUACGCAAUGAAUGGCAAGGGACGAAGUGAAUCAACAUUACUCGAGGGUUUUACACUCAAAGUUGCCGAAAAACAAACUGUACGCGUUUUGUUCACAGGCACACCUGUGCCCUUUGAGAUAACACCAUUACUGGGAAUACUCAUUGGGGUUGUGACCGCGCUUCUGUUGGUCACUGUGACGAUAUUGGCUGCCCUCAAAGUCAGAAGCGAGAGACGAGCUCAAAGACCGGGCGAUCUGCCUCUUAAAAAAGCCACAGUGCCAAGCUCUGAGGACCUCUAUGAUGCUGAUGACAGAAAUCCGGAUGUCGUACCCACUAACAAAGAUUCGGAUUAUCAGCUAACUGGGUCUACAGCGGGAACUCCAUUAGCCACUCAAAAUACUCCAGAUGGGCUUCCAGCAACUUCACUUCCAGUCCAGCAAACUAAUCAUCUGCAGAGCUUACCUGCUUAUACGCACAACGAAUACAAUAAUUAUCCCACGUUACCGUUAAGUGGCGAGGUGACGUACGCGGAACUUUGCCUGCCAAGACCAACGACCCUGUCGACAGCGCCCGAGACAAAAUUAUCGAGCAUCAAUAGUGUGGGCGCCCUCGGCAGUCUCACGGGUUAUGGAAGUGGUCUGGGUGUAAUUGUGGGUGGUAAGCCUUACGCGAAAGAGGCGACAGUUUACGCCUGUAUAGAUCACAAUGCAAGGCCGCCGAAAAUCGAUUUUCCCAUUACACCAUUGACCAGUGUCACGCCAGUUAGAUCGAAUGUCCUCCAAGAAUCGGCCAUUUCCGGGAAGCAACAACAUCAUCCAAGGGAGGUAGUUACGGUUCGUACACCAUUAAUUUCCACUCAAGAAAGUUGCGUAUAGGGUCGGGAUUCCGACGCGCUCAACGUCAAUGAAUACUACGUCUGAUAGUCGCGUCGAAUCGAUUACGCGUUUAAAAAAAAACUUAUUAACAAAAAAGUGAAUAAUUAAAAAAAUGCCUAACAACCUCUCAAAAAAAAGGCCUGGAAAAAAACUUCUAAAUAUCCCGUGAAUUAAUUAUUAUUCAGUGACACUUCUUUUUUCACAAUUUCGAGAUACGCUGGAACGUACUCGACGACAUUUUUCUUCACAGUAGAUUUUAAAAAAAUAUUUCUACAAGAAGAAAUUAACUAAAAUCUAUUAAAGUUCCACGGAAAUUUCUUUUCCAAAACGAUUUUUAAUAAACUAAAAUGUUUGCACGGGAAUGAAAUUCAUUUUUAGAAAUAAAUUGACGUUUGCCUACUAAUCAAACAAAAUUUUUUGAUUAGUAAAGUAAAACGAACUUCGAGUGGAUGAAAUCUAAAAAAUAUUUCAAAAAAAAAAAAAAAAUUAUGCAGAAAGCAUAACUUUUUCCUCCCCUCCCCAAAAAAGGAGAAAUUAAAUUCAAAUGCUCUUGAUUAAUAAAAAUGUAUUCAAUUUACCGUAUGAACGCACAAUUUUUAUCAAGUUUUACGCGUUUGAUAUUCGUUUCCCGAGUAAAAAAAAUUUUUUUUUUUAUUUCCGACUUCUAUUUUCAAUCCACUCUUGAAUAUUUGCGGAGGUCGAACUCAUUGCCUUCGGUAGACAAAGAAAAAACUGAAAUAAAAAAAAAAUUGAAAAUUGUAAAUAAUGUAAAUAAAAGCAACGAGAUUAGAUAUAUUCUAUUGUGAGAGAUUAAAUGACUCCCUUUCUGCACAACCAGGUAAAUGCAAAAGUGGGCCAAAAGAAAAAUAAAUUCCCCCCUCUGGGAUUUGAAUUCAUAAUUCGCCAUCCAGCUGAAAAAGUUCUAUAGAAUAUCACUAGAAUCAUUCUAUAUGAAUUCUAGUGAAUAUUCUGUAAAAUUUCACUAGAAUGAUUUUAUAGAAU
Leptopilina heterotoma is the source of this 4402-nucleotide messenger RNA. Its product is annotated as nephrin. The transcript has 16 exons. The coding region runs from base 680 to 3400 and encodes 906 amino acids. The record is from RefSeq and is a predicted model, not a curated record. Gene Ontology annotation, molecular function: protein binding. Lineage: Eukaryota; Metazoa; Arthropoda; Insecta; Hymenoptera; Figitidae.